CAGAAAUUUAUCCGAAGCCGUUUCCGUGACAAAGCACAAACCGGAGAAAAAUCGAAUUUCAAGAUAUAGUCUUGACGAAAAUAGUGCAGACAAUCCAAUUAUCAUUGACAAUAGGAAACAAUCCAAUCAAUUAAAUCAAAAGCUUGAACCAAUAAUAAAAUAUGUACAAUAUCCUUACUUCAUACACCGUACAAAAAAUAAAAGUCUGCCCGUUUAUUCGGACUUUAGGAAUGGUAGAUCAAGAAUGCUGACAAUUAUAAGAAAGAUCGAAGGUGAUAUCCAGGCCCUCCGUAAUGACAUUAGAAAGGAGGUUUUUCCUCAUGAUACACCCAUCAACUCCAUGAUUUCGAUUAAUCAUACCAACAAUCAAGUGGUAAUUAAGGGGAAUAAUGUCUUCAAA
Molecule: messenger RNA, 400 nt
Organism: Acaulospora morrowiae
Lineage: Eukaryota; Fungi; Glomeromycota; Glomeromycetes; Diversisporales; Acaulosporaceae
Source: the annotation of a GenBank genome assembly